Messenger RNA from Plasmopara halstedii, 579 nucleotides. RefSeq lists its product as uncharacterized. The record is from RefSeq and is a predicted model, not a curated record. The transcript has a single exon. Lineage: Eukaryota; Oomycota; Peronosporomycetes; Peronosporales; Peronosporaceae. The coding region runs from base 1 to 579 and encodes 192 amino acids.
AUGGUUGCUAUCUCGACUUCGCCACGCUCGACUGACAUGGGUUUUGGUAACAUGCCUGCACCGGGCAUCAACAAAUGUCGGUAUAAGACCGGCAAAUGCGUUAAUACCCGCUCCAAGAAGCGAAAUGGCCAGUUGCAUCAGCUUUGCAAAUAUCAUCGCGACAAGGCGAACGGGAUUCAGCGGAGGUUUGACCGUCAAAAACGUGAGUUAGAACGUGCUCUGAAGCUUACUGGCUUGCACACUUUUGAUUCUCCAAUUUCGACAUCGACAAUGGACUGCACUAAUGUCGCGGAACUGACGUCCAUCAUGACCACUUUGGAUGCUUCUCCGACCGGGUCCACAAAUUCGACCACUUCGAUGACGUCUGAAUCCUACUCAUCACUCUUGUUGAGCAAUGUCGACGCAUUCUCGCCCGACUCACCGGAUUGCGAAUUGAACGAGAGCGUCUGGGCAGACCUUCCCGUAAACGAGUCAUCAUUUUACGGCGAGGAUUCGGACAUGCCGUUGCCUAUAACUUGCAAUCAAAGCUACUUGUCUGUCGACGAAAUCGACUUCCUCUGCUCUGCCAUUCUUGAGUAA